AUGAUCCGUGUCUUAAGCGAGUCAGAGUUUCAAACUGAAAUCGUUCAGAGGUAUACUGACGUUAUUGGUGAAAAGCUUGGAGGGAAAGUGUUGGGAUGUUCCGACGAGUGGUUCGCAGCCGCAGAGAAUCUAAUUAAACCUAAAGCACCGAUCAGAGAUGCUACUAAAUUUACAUAUGCUGGUGCCUGGUAUGAUGGCUGGGAAACCAGAAGGCACAACCCAGAGGAGGCUGACUGGGUGAUUAUAAAAAUGGGCGUCUCGUCGGCAGCUUUGAUCGGUUGCGAGAUCGAUACUGCAUUUUUCAAUGGUAAUCAUGCUCCGUUUAUUUCUGUCGAAGCCGCAACUCUUACUGACGACUCAAAUUUUGACGGCAUUCAAUGGGACGAAGUCAUUGAGAAAGUUGAAUGCGGCCCCUCUCAGAGGCAUUUUUUCAAACGCAAGGAGAUCACGCCUAAAAAGUAUACACAUGUGAGAUUGAGGAUGUAUCCUGACGGAGGAAUUGCAAGAUUUAGACUUUACGGAACAGUCUAUCCUGUGAUACCACAAGAUAUCAGCAGCAUACUUGAUACAGCCAGUGCAAAUAACGGAGGCGUGUGUGUUGCAUUUUCAGACCAGCAUUUCGGUUCUGCUGAUAACUUGCUCCUUCCAGGUCGUGGCCAUGAUAUGUCGGACGGUUGGGAAACCAAGAGAUCGCGGACUGUCGGUCAUACCGAUUGGGCCAUCAUUAAGCUUGGGUUCAAAACUAACGUCACUAAGCUGAUCGUUGAUACAGCUCAUUACAGAGGUAACUUCCCUCAGUUCAUAACAAUUGAAGGCAUCAAUACUGAGAAAUACUCUCCAGCUGUGGACGACCCUAAAUGGACAUACCUUGUCGAAAAGACUAAGACUGGGCCGGACAGAGAACAUGAAUAUGAAUCUAUGUCAGACCAGCCUGUCACACACGUGAAGCUAACCAUGAUCCCCGACGGUGGGGUCAAGAGACUCAGAGUUUUUGUGCCCGUUACAAAGAUUGAGCUUGUUCCAAAUCUAGAUCAAGAUCUGAUUUUGAAAGUUUUGCAGGAGAUCGAGCCCGAAAAUGCAUACUAUUGCAAGAGGGUUAUAGAGAAACUCAUCGUAUUCAUAGAGGAAAAAGGCGAAGAAAUCAACGAUGGCAUGUAUGAAAAACUAAGCAGUCUUCUUCAAGCGGCUCCGCUGAGCCCGACUCAAACCGAAGUGAUAUCCUACUGCGUAUCGUCUAAACCAGGCAAUAAAGAUUUGAAUUUAAAAGUUCGAGAAGCACCAAAUGUGAUAUCAGGUUUGGGGACUACGGGAUUGCGCACAUGGGAGGCGUCUCUAUAUCUGGCAGAGUACCUGCUGAAUACUGACUACUGUGAUCUCAAAGAUUCGACAGUUUUGGAACUUGGCUGCGGAACAGGUCUGGUAGGCAUGGCCCUCUAUAAAUAUCAUCCAACUGUGAAAAAAAUAUGCAUAACAGACGGCGACUCCCAGUUGAUAGAAAACCUACCAUCCAACUUGCAAUUGAAUGAUAUACCGGUAGAAUCGCCCAAAAUUUCAAUAUCUAAACUAUGUUGGGGCGAAGACGAGCUUCCUGAUCCGAAUAUUGAUACCAUAGUAGCUGCAGAUGUCACAUACGAUAGCAGCAUUUUAGAUGAUCUUGUCAGCCUAAUAUAUGAAUCAAUGACUCAAAACAAUCAGGGCUUCAGGUUAGUGCGAAAUGCAUACAUUGCAGCCACUGUGAGGAAUGAGGCCACUUUGAAGGAAUGGGAAAGAUUACUCAAUCUCGGAGUUCAGGAUAAGAUAUGGGAUUGGACAAUUAUGGAGCCCUUGAGGUUUGAUGGAAUUUGGUAUCCUGAAAGUACACCUGAGAUUCGCAUCUAUAGAAUAAUCAAAUUAUAA
Ogataea polymorpha is the source of this 1896-nucleotide messenger RNA. RefSeq lists its product as uncharacterized. Bases 1 to 1896 code for a protein of 631 amino acids. NCBI's taxonomy places the organism in Eukaryota, Fungi, Ascomycota, Pichiomycetes, Pichiales, Pichiaceae. The record is from RefSeq and is a predicted model, not a curated record. Gene Ontology annotation, biological process: allantoin catabolic process. The transcript is spliced from 2 exons. Gene Ontology annotation, molecular function: allantoicase activity.